GCAUAUGCUCAUUGGAUGAUGGGCGACGACGGACUCUGUGGCCAGCCCAGACCCGUGGAAAUCCUUGACAUCUGUUUGGGAGACAACCUGCAGCCCCACUCGGAAGCCCACCUAGGGGAGACCUGUGGCCACCCUGAACCUCUCGAACCUCACGGGGAACAGACCUGGGUCUCUGUCCCUCCUGAUGCCGUGAGGCACGAUGUUUGUCCCCAGGGCUCCAGCCCAGAGCCCAUGCACGUGGGGAGCGGCUCUUCCCAGGAACGGGCAGGACAAAAAUCCACCUCCCCCGGGUCUCCCAGGGACAACCAGCCUCCAGGGAGCCCAGGGCAGAGCCAGAGCACGUCCACACAGGUGGUGUUCUGGGCGGGGAUCCUGCAGGCCCAGAUGUGCGUGCUAGACCUGGAGGAGGAGCUGGAGAAGACAGAAGGGCUCAGAGCUGAGUUGAGAUGCUGCAUUCCCGCAUCCCCUGCUGACCUCCCCACUUUUCCCUCCAGCCCAGUUGGCCCCCAGAACUCGGGCCUCCUCCCCAGCCCACCCCUGGAUGCAGAUGAGGCCUCGGGGGAAGAUAGCAGCGGGCCAGAAGGGGAGACCCAGAACCCAGCAUGGCCGAGGGAGGGCACGCUGGACUUGUCUCCUGAGUGGAGUGCCGAGGAGGAGAGCAUCUUCUUUGACAACCCACUCUUCCUGGAGAGCCCUUGCUCGGACACCAGUGCAUCUGAAACGCACUUUUCCUGGGGCUUCUCGGACUCCUAUGUAGAUGUGAGGACUGGGCCCCAGAGCCCGCAGACCCUGGAGCCUCCACCCCCAGGAGGCAGAGUGCCCUGGGAGCUGGGCGAUGAGCCGGAUCUGGGGGAGAGCACAGCAGAGUCCAGCGGGCACACCACCCCUCCAUUCCCUGUGCCCACCUACAGGCCACACUCUUUCUCCUGGGUUGUGGUGGACACCCCCGAGGGGGCUCCUGCAGCACCUUCCAGCCAGGAGGAGACCGAGAGUUCUCUGAGAGACAGCCUUGACCCUGCCUUGCCCGCAGCAUCCUGUGUGGACGAAACUCUGAGCUGGGAGACGGAACAUGUGGAAUAUAACAGCAGCCCCGCCACACAUCCAGUGCAGCCUUGGGUCGGGCCCAGCACCCAGGGCUGGCCAACCAAGGUCAUUCCUUCCUGGCCCCCAGGGCCUCUUAGCUCCCAGGACAGAGGUGACAGGGAUACAGAGUGUGUCCAGGAGUCUGCUCCCUGCACCGUGGCCCCUGGCCACCCCUGGGGGAGCCCAGCCUCUUCACCGGAGCCAAGCAGCCCUGAGUCUGGGGUCAGAGGCCCCGACUCCCUGCCCAGCCCUGUCUCCUCCCGGGAAGGCAGCCUGCGACUGCAGGGCCACCCCCCAGGCAGUGUUCUUCCCAAGUGGACACUAGAUGCUCCAAGCCCUUCAUUCCUGGAGACAGAUGGGGCAGAGCCAGGUUCCCUGGAAAAAGAGGAGGCAGGAGAGACCCCAACCCAAGGGAAGGAAGUAGAGUUAAGCCCCGCCAGGACUGCGGAGGCCGGAGCCAGCCAACCUGACGCUUGCCUGACUUCUGCAAAAUCGCUUCCUGGGAGCCCUAUGCCCCAAGUGCAACCCCCAGAGGAAGGCCAGAGGCCCCCGGCUGGAGACAGGCUGGCGAAUGGCGUCAGGACUGACAAGGUGGCCUGGAACUUGGCCUCUCGCCUCUAUCACCUGGAGGGCUUCCGGAAGUCUGAAGUGGCCGCCUACCUGAGGAAGAACAAUGACUUCAGCAGGGCCGUGGCUGAGGCAUACCUGUCCUUCUUCCAGUUCGGAGGCCAGAGCCUGGACCGUGCACUUCGGGGUUUCCUCCAGGCCCUGGUGCUCAGUGGGGAGACCCAGGAACGAGAGCGGAUCCUCUACCAGUUCUCCAAGCGCUUCCAUCACUGCAACCCUGGGCUUUUCUCCUCAGUAGAUUGUGUGCACACCUUGACCUGCGCCAUCAUGCUCCUUAACACGGACCUGCAUGGACAGAACAUUGGGAAGAGCAUGAGCUGCCAGGAAUUCAUAACCAACCUGAACGGCCUGCGGGAUGGCGGAAACUUCCCCAAAGAACUGCUCAAGGCCCUCUACUGGUCUAUCCGAAGUGAGAAACUCGAGUGGGCCGUGGAUGAAGAAGACACAGCCAGGCCCGAGAAGGCCCGGCCGUCUCCGCCGGCUGGCAAGAUGAGCAACCCUUUCCUUCAGCUGGUCCAGGACCCCACGGUGCCCACCUACAAGCAGGGCUUCCUGGCCCGGAAGAUGCACCAGGAUGCGGAUGGCAAGAAGACGCCAUGGGGUAAGCGCGGCUGGAAGAUGCUCCACACCUUACUUCGAGGGAUGGUCCUCUACUUCCUGAAGGGAGAGGACCACGGCCUUGAUGGGGAGAGUUUGGUGGGGCAGAUGGUGGAUGAGCCGGUGGGGGUGCACCACUCACUGGCCACCCCCGCCACCCACUACACCAAAAAGCCACAUGUCUUCCAGCUGCGCACGGCCGACUGGCGCCUCUACCUCUUCCAGGCACCCACUGCCCAGGAGAUGACUUCCUGGAUCUCGCGCAUCAACCUAGCCGCCGCCACGCACUCAGCUCCGCCUUUCCCUGCCGCGGUGGGCUCCCAGCGCAAAUUCGUCCGGCCCAUCCUGCCUGUGGGCCCAACCCAGGGCUCCUUGGAGGAGCAGCAUCGAUCCCACGAGAACUGCCUGGAUGCUGCUUCUGACGACCUGCUGGAUCUACAGAGGAACUUACCCGAGCGGCGAGGCCGCAGCCGCGAGCUGGAAGACUACCGCGUGCGGAAGGAGUACUUGGAGUACGAGAAAACCCGCUAUGAGACCUACCUGCAGCUGCUUGUGGCCCGUCUGCACUGCCCGUCAGAAGACCUGGACCUGUGGGAAGAGCAGCUGGGGAGGGAAGCUGGAGGCCUGCAGGAGCCCAAGCCCAGCCUAAAGAAGUCCCAUUCCAGCCCAUCGCUGCACCAGGAUGAGGCCCCCACCACGGCCAAGGUCAAGCGCAACAUCUCAGAGCGCAGAACCUACCGGAAGAUCAUCCCCAAACGGAACCGCAAUCAACUGUGA
Budorcas taxicolor (takin) is the source of this 3084-nucleotide messenger RNA. RefSeq names its product pleckstrin and Sec7 domain containing 4 (gene PSD4). NCBI's taxonomy places the organism in Eukaryota, Metazoa, Chordata, Mammalia, Artiodactyla, Bovidae. Gene Ontology annotation, molecular function: protein binding; guanyl-nucleotide exchange factor activity; phospholipid binding. Gene Ontology annotation, cellular component: ruffle membrane. Bases 16 to 3084 code for a protein of 1022 amino acids. Gene Ontology annotation, biological process: regulation of ARF protein signal transduction. The record is from RefSeq and is a predicted model, not a curated record. The transcript is spliced from 16 exons.